Bipolaris sorokiniana ND90Pr is the source of this 657-nucleotide messenger RNA. RefSeq lists its product as uncharacterized. The coding region runs from base 30 to 425 and encodes 131 amino acids. The transcript is spliced from 4 exons. NCBI's taxonomy places the organism in Eukaryota, Fungi, Ascomycota, Dothideomycetes, Pleosporales, Pleosporaceae. Gene Ontology annotation, biological process: DNA-templated transcription. Gene Ontology annotation, cellular component: RNA polymerase III complex; RNA polymerase I complex. Gene Ontology annotation, molecular function: DNA binding; DNA-directed RNA polymerase activity; protein dimerization activity. The record is from RefSeq and is a predicted model, not a curated record.
CGACCUGUCAACACCAACCAUAAACAAUUAUGCCAGGAGCCACGAAAGAUUCCGCGCCAGUCCAGAUCGUGGACCCAACUUCCGAGACUGGCGAGGAGAUUGAUCCAGCCGUCGACCGCGACAGGAUUCGAGUCCUCUCUGGGUCCACAGAAACAGCAGCAUCUUUCCAGUUUGAUGGCGAGGACCACACGCUAGGUAACGCGCUGCGUUAUAUUAUUCACAAAAACCCCGACGUUGAGUUUUGUGGUUACUCCAUACCGCAUCCAUCAGAAGCAAAGAUGAACUUACGCAUCCAGACUUAUGAUGGCGUUAGUGUUUAUACUGUGCUGGAAAAGGGUCUCGAAGAUCUCAUGGCUAUGUGCGAUGUUGUUGAGAAGAAGUUCACCAUUGCACGUGAUGAAUUUGUCAACAAGAUGGAGGAGUAAACACAGGGUUUGUAAGACACUAUUGCAUUGAUGGCGUUCACGGAUAUCAUGGGUCAAUGGCGAACGGAAAGGAAAAUGGUAUUGUCUUUGGCUAUUUACAUCGCAUCCUGGACUUGUUUUCAAUUCCGAUUUCGGACGACAGCCCACUCAGUUGCGACCCUGGGGAACACAUAUUAGUAUUCUGAAGUUUGAUUAUUAGGGUUCAAUCGAAUGCUUACUUCCAAAAAGCCGU